Emiliania huxleyi CCMP1516 is the source of this 312-nucleotide messenger RNA. RefSeq lists its product as hypothetical. The record is from RefSeq and is a predicted model, not a curated record. The coding region runs from base 1 to 312 and encodes 103 amino acids. The transcript has a single exon. NCBI's taxonomy places the organism in Eukaryota, Haptophyta, Isochrysidales, Noelaerhabdaceae.
AUGAUUCUCCCACUCGCUCUCGUCCUCGGCCUGCUGGCGCCGCACAGCAGCGCGCCGAUCGUGACAACUGCACCCAACUCUGGCGCCACCGCGUUUGCAUUCACCCCGCGUCUGCAGCGCGCCCCUCUUCACCCCACACCACCUCCGAGUGCCAUCUUUCCCGCCGCUGUCCUUGCCGACGCCACGCCGUUCGAGAGAAAUGCUGACUUGAGCCUCGGGGCGCUGCUUGGCGUGUUAGCCCCCUUUAUCUUUGCCGCGGCGGUGUUUGGCGGCUUCUACCGGCUGUUCAAGCUCUUCUCAUCCGAGUUCUAA